UCAUGAGCUGCUCAGCAUUAGACUAGCAGCUAAGGGAACCCCCUUCUCUUCACUGUCCUCCCCUAUCACUUUCCCUUUCCAGGAACUGCCCAGGGCCCCCUUUGUUCUGCAUGAUGCCCACCUGCUGAGGAGUUGCUGCAGACUCCGAAGCCCUCUCUGGGAUUACCAUUUAUCUCCAUCCUUCCAGUUACUCGUGUUUCUACCUCUGCUCUGCGGUACAACCCCCUUCCUUUCUAUCUAGAAGCCCUCGUCAUCUGUGGAUCUACCUUUACUUCAUACAUUAAUAUCCCUGGAACCUCUGAAUCUACCAUCUUCUCUAUAUACAGUAGCCCCCAUCAUCUACGGAUCUACCAUCUCCUCUAUAUCCAGUAGCCCCCAUCAUCUACGGAUCUACCAUCUCCUCUAUAUCCAGUAGCCCCCAAUCAUCUACAGAUCUACCAUCUCCUCUAUAUCCAGUAGCCCCCAUCAUCUACGGAUCUACCAUCUUCUCUAUAUCCAGUAGCCCCCAUCAUCUACAGAUCUACCAUCUCCUCUAUAUCCAGUAGCCCCCAUCAUCUACGGAUCUACCAUCUCCUCUAUAUCCAGUAGCCCCCAUCAUCUACGGAUCUACCAUCUCCUCUAUAUACAGUAGCCCCUAUCAUCUACGGAUCUACCAUCUCCUCUAUAUCCAGUAGCCCCCAUCAUCUACGGAUCUACCAUCUCCUUUUAUAUCCAGUAGCCCCUAUCAUCUACGGAUCUACCAUCUCCUCUAUAUCCAGUAGCCCCCAUCAUCUACGGAUCUACCAUCUCCUUUAUAUCCAGUAGCCCCCAUCAUCUACAGAUCUACCAUCUCCUUUAUAUCCAGUAGCCCCCAUCAUCUACGGAUCUACCACCUUUUUCUACAUACAGAGACCACCCACCGUCUCUGGAUCCAUCACCUCUUCUACAUCCAGAGACCCUCAUCAUCUGAAGAUCGGUCAUCUCUUCUACAUCCGGAGACCCUCGUUGUGUAGUGUAGAUCUUUCAGAGACCUUCAUCAUCUGUCAUCUCUUCUAUAACCCCCCUUCUUUUCUAUCUAGAAGCCCUCGUCAUCUGUGGAUCUACCUUUACUUCAUACAUUAAGAUCACUGGCACCUCUGAAUCUACCAUCUCCUCUUAUCCAGUAACCCCCAUCAUCUACAGAUCUACCAUCUCCUCUAUAUCCAGUAACCCCCAUCAUCUACAGAUCUACCAUCUCCUCUAUAUCCAGUAGCCCCCAUCAUCUACGGAUCUACCACCUUUUUGUACAUACAGAGACCACCCAUCGUCUGUGGAUCCAACACCUCUUCUAGAUCCAGAGACCCUCAUCAUCUGAAGAUCGGUUGUCUCUUCUACAUCUUGAGACCCUCGUCGUGUGUAGAUCUUUCAGAGACCUUCAUCAUCUGUAGAUCUGUUAUCUACAGAUCUACCACCUUUUUCUACAUACAAAGACCACCAAUCGUCUGUGGAUCCUACACCUCUUCUACGUCCAGAAACCCUCAUCAUCUGAAGAUCGGUCGUCGCUUCUACAUCUGGAGACCCUUGUCAUGUGUAGAUCUUUCCUCUCUUCUAUAUCCAGAGACCCUUGUCAUCUGUAGAUCUAUUGUCUCUUCUGUAGACCCCGUCGUCUGUGGAUCUACUGUCUCAACUAUCUGAUUCUUUAUUAUCUGUGGACCUACUUUGCCCUCACUAUCAUCAGAGGUGCUAUCAUCUGUGGAUCUACCAUGUCCUUUAUAUUUAGAGGCUCCCAAACAUGUGUGGACCUGCCUCCUCUUAUAAUCUGAGAUACCAUCAUCGGUGGAAUAUUCCUUCUUUAUAUCCAGAGACCCCUGUUAUCUGUGGAACAUCUCUCCUGAAUAUAGGUAAACCGUCAACAUCUGUGGAAUAUCCCCUCCUCUGUAUCUCAAGACCCCUGACAAGACCCCUGACAUCAGUGGAACUCCCAUACUCUAUAUCUGGAGACCCCUGACAUCUGUGGACUAUCCUUUUAUAUCUGGAGACCCCCAUCAACUGUGGAACGUCACUUUCCCUAAAGACAGAGAACCCAAUAUCUGUGGAAUAUCCCUCCUCUAUACCAGGAGGCCACAGUGUCUGUAGAACACCCCUUCCUCUAUAUACAGAAGUCCUGAUAUCUAUGGAACAUCUCUUCCUCUAAAUCUGAAGACUCCAAAAUCUGUGGAACAUUCCCUCCUCUAUAUAUAGAGUCCCCGAAAUCUGUGGAACAUCUCCUCCCAUACAGGGGCCGCAAUAUCCAUGGAACAUUUUCUUCUCUAUAUCUGAAGACCCUAAUACUUGUGGAACCUCUUCUCCCCUAAAUCUGAAGACUCCAAAAUCUGUGGAACAUUCCCUCCUCUAUAUAUAGAGUCCCCGAAAUCUGUGGAACAUCUCCUCCAAUACAGUGGCCGCAAUAUCUGUGGAACAUUUUCUUUACUAUAUCUGAAGACCCUAAUACUUGUGGAACAUCUCCUCCUUUAUAAGUGAAGACUCUGAUAUUUGUGGAACUUCUUCUCCCCAAAAUCUGAAGACUCCAAAAUCUGGGGAACAUUCCCUUCUCUAUAUAUGUAGAGACCCCGAAAUCUGUGGAACAUCUCCUCCAAUACAGUGGCCGCAAUAUCCGUGGAACAUUUUCUUCUCUAUAUCUGAAGACCCUAAUACUUGUGGAACAUCUCCUCCUUUAUAAGUGAAGACUCUGAUAUUUGUGGAACUUCUUCUCCCCUAAAUCUAAAGUCUCCAAAAUCUGUGGAACAUCUCCUCCUCUACAUACAGGGACCCAAAUAUAUGUGGAACAUCUCCUCUAUAUCAAAAGACUCUUGACAUCUGUGGAAAAUUCCCCUUCUCUAUAUACCAAGACCCCAAUAUCUGUGGAACACCUUCUCCUCCUUAUCUGAAACUCAAAUAAUUGUGAAACAUCUUCUCUUUCUCCGAAGACUCCAAAAUUUGUGGAACAUCUCCUCCUCUAUACACAGGGACACAAAUAUCUGUGGAACAUCUCCUCUAUAUCUAAAGGUCCUUGACAUUUGUGGAAAAUUCCCCUUCUCUAUAUACCAAGACCUCAAUAUCUGUGGAACACCUUCUCCUCCGUAUCUGAAGACUCUCAUAAUUGUGGAACAUCUUCUCUUUCUCCGAAGACUCCAAAAUUUGUGGAACAUCUCCUUCUCUAUAUACAAAGACCCCAAUAUCCGUGGAACAAUCUCGCCUCUAUAUACAGGGACCCCGAUAUCUGCGGAACAUCCCCUAGUCUGUAUAUAGAGACAGAAUAUCCCUACUCCAUUUAUAAAGACUGUGAUAUAUGUGGAAUGUUUGUCCUCUAUAUACAGAGACCCAUAUAUAUGUAGAAAAUAAACCUUCCUCUAUAUCCGUAGACUCUAAUAUCUUCAAAAUAUUCCCCCCAUUAUAUUUGGAGACCCUGAGAUCUAUGAAAUAUUCCCUCCUCUAUAUCAGGAGACCCCAAAAUCUACGGGAUAUCCCUCUUCUACAUCUGGAGACUCCUUCUUAAUUCCAGGAAACAUUUGACUAUCAUUCAUUAUUAAAUACGCACAAUCUAUGGAUGUGUCCCCUCCCCCCUUAUUACCAUGCCCAUAACCUCUAAUUUUCAGAUAUGAUCGCCGAUUGUUAUCCGUUGUCACCCUGAGCCCAUUAAUAUGUGGAUGUGACCCCCCCUUCCUCUAUCCAGUAACUGCACAUUUUCCUUUUUUACAUCUCAUUUUCGAAGAUUCCAUAUUGUGCCAUGAGGAAGAUUGCCCGAAUUCCAAACCGAUCUGUGCUGGUGGUCAUUUUUUUCUUUUGCCUGUCCUCUUCUUUUCUUUAUUUCAUUUAUGUGGCUCCAGGAAUAGUGAACACCUAUCUUUUCAUGAUGCAAGCUCGUGGUAUCCUCAUACGGGAGAACAUGCGCACUAUAGGAGCACAGGUGUAUGAGCAGAUGGUGCGCAGUGCGUACGCACGGAGGAACAACAGCAGUAAUGACACAGAAUAUCCCAUCUAUUUCAGCAACAAUGACUCCUAUAUUCAGACCACGACUUUCCUUCCCGAAGACUUCACCUACCUGCCGCAUCUUCAGUGCCCGGAGCGCCUCCCGUUCAUGAAAGGCCCCAUGGAGGUCAACGUGAGUGAAGUACAGUUGAGUGACAUCCAACAACUCUUUGAUGAAGACGCCAUCAAACUGGGUGGUCACUGGAAGCCCAGAGACUGUGUCCCACGUUGGAAGGUUGCCAUCCUUAUCCCAUUCCGGAAUCGACAUGAGCAUCUCCCGGUUCUGUUCAGACACCUCAUUCCUAUGCUGCAGAGACAGCGACUGCAAUUUGCCUUCUACGUCAUCGAACAGACAGGGAAUCAGCCAUUUAACCGUGCAAUGCUCUUUAAUAUCGGCUUUAUUGAAGCAAUGAAGGAUUUGGAUUGGGACUGUCUGAUAUUUCAUGACGUUGACCACGUUCCGGAGAACGACCGCAAUUAUUAUGGCUGUCAGAAUAUGCCACGGCACUUCGCCGCAAAGCUGGACAAGUAUAUGUACCUGCUACCUUAUAAGGAGUUUUUUGGAGGUGUGAGCGGCCUGACGGUGGAGCAGUUCCAGAACAUUAAUGGUUUUCCUAACGCCUUCUGGGGUUGGGGCGGAGAGGAUGAUGACCUCUGGAACAGGGUGCAGUAUGCCGGAUACAACGUGACACGUCCAGAAGGUGAUAUUGGAAAAUAUAAGUCCAUUCCCCACCACCACCGAGGAGAGGUCCAGUUUCUGGGGCGUUACACUUUACUAAGAAGAUCCAAAGAGCGUCAGAACAUUGACGGCCUGAACAACCUGAAGUACUCUCCGCAAAUCACCUAUGAAAAUUUAUAUAAGAACAUCACGGUAGAGCUAACCCCGGAGCUGGCUGUGGUGAGUGAUUAUUGAACUCAAUAGAGAUCUUUACUUCCUGACCAGACGGAUCCUUCAAAGCGUAUGAAAUGGCGCAGGCUGCGGCAGGCUCGGAUAGACACUACCAUCUUCGUCGUGGAGCUGGCCGCCAUAGAGGCAACGCUCGCUGGAAACGAAGGACAGCCUCGGCGUCCACAAGGCACCUGCAUAUUACCAGAUGGAAGACUUUCUUUGGGGAGGACUUUGUACCUGAUAUUUCAAAUAUAUCUAUCUCGAUGUAUGCAGAUAUUUAUAACUUCUUACAGAAGUGGCAGUAUACGGUAUAUAAGCUUCAUUUCCUGUUUACAUAGAUGGGAGAAGUCAGUAUUGUGAACCGCUCCUCCUCCAGCUCCCGUGUCCUCGGAAAUGUCAUACAAGGGGUUAUCCAAUAUGUAUAAUAAGAUAGGGGGGGGGGGGAUACAUCUUCAAUUGUCACAAGAAGAGGAACUUUCGAGGAACUGCAAAAGUUACACUCCAUGAGCCCAAGCUGCUUUGCCAACAGGGGGCGCAAAGAGUCGGGAGGGCACCUCUCCCAUGGGGAGGAUAUUGAGGUUUUACUGUACCAUCAACACAGAUCUUUUCAUUGGUCUCAUUUCUCUUAUUUAUUGAGCAGGGUGGACAGUGUCUUAUGAUGUGUGUAGUGGGUGAAGGACCAAUGGCCAUCACAUAGGCUGUAGCGAGGCUGUAGGCUCCAUUAUGUGUCCCAUAGGGUCCUGGUAGAUGGCAGAACAUAGGCUUUGUACACCUGGACAUUACUAUAGCUAGGUGCGCACAAAUAGCUGGAUUCAGGUAGGCGGGCGCAUCUUUGCGGCGGCGUAUCGUAUUUACACUACGCCACCGUAAGUUAG
Rana temporaria (common frog) is the source of this 5730-nucleotide messenger RNA. It is a transcript of the gene B4GALT5, whose product is annotated as beta-1,4-galactosyltransferase 5. The transcript is spliced from 9 exons. Bases 3725 to 4879 code for a protein of 384 amino acids. NCBI's taxonomy places the organism in Eukaryota, Metazoa, Chordata, Amphibia, Anura, Ranidae. Gene Ontology annotation, molecular function: UDP-galactose:glucosylceramide beta-1,4-galactosyltransferase activity. The record is from RefSeq and is a predicted model, not a curated record. Gene Ontology annotation, biological process: carbohydrate metabolic process; glycoprotein biosynthetic process.